AUGGGUUACCUCGAAGACGAAGACCGGAAGUACGUCGACGACGUCCAGGCCGUCCAGGCGUGGUGGCAAGACUCCAGAUGGAGACACACAAAGCGUCCAUUCACUGCUGAGCAGAUUGUGGCCAAGCGCGGAAACCUGAAGAUCGACUAUCCUUCCAAUGUUCAGAGCAAGAAGCUGUGGAAGAUCUUGGAGAGCAACUUUGAGAAAAAAGUCGCCAGUUUCACCUAUGGCUGUCUCGACCCAACAAUGGUCACCCAGAUGGCCAAAUACUUAGAUACCGUCUACGUCUCUGGUUGGCAGAGCUCCUCCACUGCCUCGUCCACCGACGAACCAUCUCCAGAUCUUGCUGAUUACCCUAUGAAUACCGUUCCCAACAAGGUCAACCAUCUGUUCAUGGCUCAGCUAUUCCAUGACCGGAAACAGCGCGAGGAACGCAUCACUACUCCCAAGGAGCAGCGGGGCAAGGUGGCCAACGUCGACUACCUGCGGCCCAUCAUCGCGGACGCCGACACUGGACAUGGUGGUUUGACCGCGGUGAUGAAGCUGACCAAGCUGUUCGUUGAGCGCGGCGCUGCUGGUAUCCACAUUGAAGACCAGGCCCCGGGUACGAAGAAGUGUGGCCACAUGGCUGGAAAGGUGCUCGUGCCCAUUAGCGAGCACAUCAACCGACUGGUGGCUAUCCGUGCGCAGGCGGAUAUCAUGGGAACCGACCUGCUUGCCAUUGCUCGAACUGACUCCGAAGCGGCCACCCUCAUCACUUCCACCAUCGAUUACCGCGACCAUGCCUUCGUCGUUGGUUCAACGAACCCGAACAUCCAGCCCCUUAACGAUCUGAUGGUGGCUGCUGAGCUGGCUGGCAAGAACGGAUUCGAGCUGCAAGCCAUUGAAGACCAAUGGGUUACGCAGGCCGGCCUGAAGCUGUUCAGCGACGCUGUCAUCGAGACCAUCAACAAGGGCGCACACGCCAACAAAAAGGCCGUCAUUGACGACUACCUGAAGAAAGCCAAGGAAAAGAGCAAUCGCGAAGCCCGUGAACUCGCCAAGAGCAUCACCGGGGUCGACAUCUACUGGGACUGGGACGCCCCUCGCACCCGGGAGGGCUUCUACCGGUACAAGGGAGGCACGCAGUGCGCCGUUAACCGGGCUAUCGCCUACGGGCCCUUCGCGGACCUGAUCUGGAUGGAGAGCAAGCUUCCCGACUAUGCUCAGGCGAAGGAGUUUGCUGAUGGCGUUCACGCCGUGUGGCCCGAACAGAAGCUGGCGUACAACCUGUCGCCAUCGUUCAACUGGAAGAAGGCAAUGUCGCGCGAUGAGCAGGAGACCUACAUCCAGCGACUGGGUGCCUUGGGAUACUGCUGGCAGUUCAUCACCCUGGCGGGUCUGCACACGACGGCGCUGAUCUCAGAUCAGUUUGCGAAGGCGUACGCGAAGCAAGGUAUGCGGGCAUACGGCGAAUUGGUGCAGGAGCCCGAGAUGGAGCAGGGGGUGGAUGUGGUUACACACCAGAAAUGGAGUGGUGCCAAUUACGUGGAUAAUCUGCUAAAGAUGGUGACGGGCGGCAUCAGCAGCACGGCGGCCAUGGGGACGGGAGUGACAGAGGAUCAGUUCAAGCACUGA
This is a messenger RNA of Aspergillus sclerotioniger CBS 115572, 1617 nucleotides long. Its product is annotated as isocitrate lyase 1. The transcript has 5 exons. The record is from RefSeq and is a predicted model, not a curated record. Lineage: Eukaryota; Fungi; Ascomycota; Eurotiomycetes; Eurotiales; Aspergillaceae. Bases 1 to 1617 code for a protein of 538 amino acids. Gene Ontology annotation, molecular function: isocitrate lyase activity. Gene Ontology annotation, biological process: carboxylic acid metabolic process.